Molecule: messenger RNA, 4404 nt
Organism: Myodes glareolus (Bank vole)
Lineage: Eukaryota; Metazoa; Chordata; Mammalia; Rodentia; Cricetidae
Source: RefSeq, a predicted model, not a curated record
AAAUAUAUAUUCUCAUUGGCUGUUAGAUACCUAAUUCUGAUCUUUUCGUCUUUUUGUAGAUGUGGUGGCACAGUGGGAGCUAUUCUGACAUGUCCACUGGAAGUUGUCAAAACGCGGUUACAGUCAUCUUCUGUGACACUUUAUGUCUCUGAAGUUCAGCUGAACACCAUGACCGGAGCCAGUGUCAACCGAGUAGUGUCCCCUGGGCCUCUGCACUGCCUAAAAGUUAUCCUGGAAAAAGAGGGUCCUCGCUCAUUGUUUAGAGGAUUAGGCCCCAACUUAGUGGGAGUGGCACCCUCCAGAGCAAUAUACUUUGCUGCUUAUUCAAACUGCAAGGAAAAGUUGAAUGGUGUUUUUGAUCCUGAUUCUACCCAAGUACACAUGAUUUCAGCUGCAAUGGCAGGUUUUACUGCAAUCACUGCAACAAACCCCAUUUGGCUUAUAAAGACCCGGUUACAGCUUGAUGCAAGGAAUCGUGGGGAAAAGCGAAUGGGUGCGUUUGAAUGUAUUCGUAAAGUAUAUCAAACAGAUGGACUGAGAGGAUUUUAUAGAGGCAUGUCUGCCUCCUAUGCUGGCAUAUCAGAGACAGUUAUCCAUUUUGUUAUUUAUGAAAGUAUAAAGCAAAAACUACUGGAGUGCAAGACUGCUUCCAUGAUGGAAAGUGAUGAAGAGUCUGUGAAAGAAGCAUCGGAUUUCGUGAGAAUGAUGCUAGCUGCUGCCACCUCAAAAUCCUGUGCCACAACCAUAGCGUAUCCACACGAAGUUGUAAGAACACGACUACGGGAAGAAGGAACAAAAUACAGAUCUUUUUUUCAGACACUAUCUUUGAUUGUUCAAGAAGAAGGUUAUGGGUCUCUUUACCGUGGCCUAACAACUCAUCUGGUGAGACAAAUUCCAAACACAGCCAUUAUGAUGGCCACCUAUGAAUUGGUGGUCUAUCUACUUAAUGGAUAGCAGCGUGGGCUGUCAUGCUACAGAGCAGGAAGACCAAAAGAUCACAGUGGACCAUGGAAUCUUGAAGCCAGCGUGGUGGACAGAAGACAGUAGUCUGGAAGCAUAUAACUGCUAUGGCUGAGUGGAAGUUUGGCUGUAGAAAGUAAAGUACCACACUACAUUAGUAUUUCAGUGAAGAGGCCCUGGGCCACCUCUAAGAGAAUGCUUUGAAAAGCAUUUGUUUCUUAAAAUUGCCAUUUUCUCUACCAUUGUUCACAACUAUGUUUUUUUAAAAAUUGAUUUAUGACAUUCAGAAUAUAGUAUUAAUUGAAUUCUUUCAGUCUUCUAAACAAAGUCAUCUCUAAGUAAUUAUCCAAAGAUAGUGGUGACAAUUGCAAAUGUCUAACUUGACAUCUUUUGUAAUACUGUAAAAUAAUGAUAGAUAGAUCCUUAGUACAAUUUUCCUGAGAGGGCCCUGCCUGAUACAGUGUUCUAAAAUUGUUUGGCAUCAGUAGUCACUGUAUUUGACAACCAGUGAAAUGUUAUCUAAAUACCUUACUUUCAGCAUUAGAAUGUUUUGGUUACAGCUAAUAUAUUUAUUACAAUGUGGACUUUAUCAUAUAAGAUGUGCAUGGCUAAUGUGGGGGCUAUAAAAUAAGCUAGUGGAUGCCACCUCAGUGACUUUUAUGACAAGUGCUUCGUCACAUCUUCUCCAAUUACAUAAUGCAUGAAUAGAGCCAUAUGUGAUUAUCAAAUUCCCAUACCCACAUGUUAUUUACAAAAGUAGAGAAGCUAAUGAUUUUUGAGUCUGUUCUUCUUACUUUCGCAUUAAGAAUUUUAACCUCUAAAUUAUUUCCACAUCUGUAUAGAUUAUUCUUGGUUGAUAGAGAAAAUGGUAAUUUUUCACUUUUGCCCUUGAAGUGAUACUAAUGUUUAGGACAAGAUGAAUGAAGAGGUCUUCAGCUAUGUGACAGCAAAUCAUAGUCGACCAGGAGUUUGUCCGUCAGUGUGCUGCAUUGGACAAAUUCUGUUCUGUCCUAGUUUCCUGAAUGCUCUAUCGUAAAGUCAGGCGAAUUUUAGUUCAAUGUGUUAACAGGAUAUAGUUUUUAAAUUUUGCUAUUGAGUCAGCAACACCUUUUAACACUUUAAUUGUAUUAUAUAUGGCCAUUACAAAGGUGUUUGCUGUAAUACUAUAGAUUUUCCAAUGGAUGUUGCUAUACUGGUAUAUAAAUAAAACUUCUACAAUUAAACUCCACUGUGGUACUCAUCAGUGUACCCUAACCUUACAUUUUGUGCAAUGGCUUUCUCUUCAGAAUGACUAUGUGAAUGCACUUUGUGGCCUUUUAAGGGGGUAAGAAUUCGUGGUUAAUUUUUUUAAAAUAUUGUUAGGUAUUAGGCAGAAGCAGUGUUCAUAUUUUUUUUUUGGAUUUUUAGACAUGUUUUGGAGAUAUUUUGGAGAUCUUCCAGCGUUCUAAGUGUGCCGUGUACUGUGUAAUGCCACAAUAUGGAAAAAGUCGCAUGCCAUUGAAAGCUUUCGCUGCUGUCACCAAUGAAGUUAAUGCCCUCUUAAAUCUCUCACCUUGACUUCCUUGUAAACAAUAACUGGAUGUCUUUGAGGUGCUCAUUUGGAAUUAAAAAUAUUCCAAUCUGUUUGGAGACCAAAGGCAAGUUCAGAUUGUUACCUUUGGAAUUAUUACAGCUUUGACAUUUAUUGCAUGGAACAUACCAAAAAUAAAUCCUCGCCUGGGGGUUUAACUUAAAUCUGUAGAGAAGGUCUCAGGCUAUAGUGUUUGCCUCUUCAGGUGCCAUUGUUACUGCCCGAUACAGUGCCAUUUGCUCUGUGAAGAUCCAUAACUCUUACUUGUGUUGAAUGUAGGACAUGUUCUCCUGUGUUACACCGAUCUCAAAUGAUGAAGAAUGACAAGAAAACCAGCAGCUAAGGAACAGCUUGUGUAGUUGUAGCAAACCCAUGAUAAGUGUCCUUCAAGGAUGAACAUGUGUUCUGUGUUUGUAAGAAAAACUUUACAUUAGCCUCUGGUGCGCUGUCCUCGGUGUUUAAAGUGUUAGUGUGUGUUCUGCAAGAAAGGGGGUUAAAGUCUUAGUAUUUACUUUGAAAGCAGUCAUUGGAAAGGAACAAUGAGGUCUGUUUUGUUUUUCCCUUGAGUACUGUCUGCCAUAGUUUACUUUAUGACAGAGAUAAUUAAAAAACAUAUAUGUGUGUUAUGUAUAGUUUGUCUCUUUAAAGAUUUUCUUAAAUCCAUUGUAAUGUUAAAAAGCUGUGCAUACUCAGAGCAUUGGGUUUUUAAAAAUUGCUUUCCAUCAGAUAAUCUUGUUAAAAAUGUCUUAGAGAGCUAGAGUGGACCUUGUUGUAUACUUUUAUGUGGUCCUCUCAGAAAAUUGAACUUAUUCAGACAAGCUAGAGCAGUAGCUACUGGAAGCAAACCCUCACCCAUCAGGACUCUGCUGCUGUGGCUCAAAGGCUUGAAAUUUGGGUAUUCCAGCUGGUGAACCUCUGGGCUCUAGUGGGUACCAUAUCGUGCUUUAAAUUUCCAGGGAGUGCUCUACCACCAAACUUUGUUUUUUGUCUUAUGAUAGGGUCUCUUAUUACCCAAGAUGACCUUGAACUCCAAAUUCUUCUGCCUCUGCCUACUAAGUGCUGGUUUUACAGACCCUCCCUUCCAUGCUCACCAGAUCUGUCCCAGUUCUCAUUAUAUGACUGCAGAACCAGCCUGACUCACUAGAGGGAGCUCAACUGGCUUAUAAUUAUGAAACUAUGACAGCAUCCUAAGUCAUUUAGCCCAGCCAUGUCUCCUAACCCUCGAUGUCUGCUGUGUGGUAGCCCUGUUAGAAUGAGCACAGUUUGGGAUGUUCAAAAGAAAAAAAAAAUGUAUUUAAAGUGGCUUUUUAAAAUCACCGUGAAAUAGCGAUUUCAAUUUGAAGAACUUAAGUGGUAGGAAUUAAUCUCCCCGUUUCUCUAAGGACUUUCUUUGUAUCUCUGUUUACAUGCUCUUCUGCAAACUGCUCGUGUUAUAGGGACCCCUGUAGGGCUGAAACAUAGCUCAUUUGUCCUCGUUGAUCAUGACCUAACAUUCCUAAGAAGAUAGGUGUCUGCUUUAAACAGGACCGCAUUUUACCCUAUGAAAUAAAGUGCUUUCUGCCCCUCACAUACCUUUUCUAACGUAACUUUGUUUCUCCUUAACUCUCCCUUGGUUUUUAUGCUACCCAUUUUAGAAACUAAAGAGUCUAGUUCUGCUCAGUUAUGUUAAAUUUUUUGACUGUACCCCAGUGGAUGUGAAUUAAAUUAUACCAAUCACUCAUAGUUCAGCCAGCUUUAAAAGAGCUGAUGAGUUUUGCCCAUUUAUAUGAGUGUUGCUAUUGCAUUUUUGUACAUGGCUGCAGAUUAUGUGCAUUUAUUCUGUAUUUAUGUUAACUAGCUGACUUGUACUUGAAUUAAAAUUUAGAAAAUUAAAA